Seriola aureovittata is the source of this 10018-nucleotide messenger RNA. Its product is annotated as leucine-rich repeat and immunoglobulin-like domain-containing nogo receptor-interacting protein 3. The record is from RefSeq and is a predicted model, not a curated record. Gene Ontology annotation, molecular function: protein binding. Bases 609 to 2477 code for a protein of 622 amino acids. The transcript is spliced from 4 exons. NCBI's taxonomy places the organism in Eukaryota, Metazoa, Chordata, Actinopteri, Carangiformes, Carangidae.
AGAUAAAGAGAGAGGGAGAGAGUGAGAGAGUGAAAAGCAUCCUAAGCGCGAGAGAGGCGAUCAUACUGAAGGAGGCAGCUACAGCAACAGCAACGCUCCUUCCCCAUCAUCCUCCCUCUCCUCUAUCAUAAUCCCACGUCCACGCCGCGGGGGAGAUGGAGGGCACCCCGACCCAUUGAGGAGCACUGUCUGAAAGAGAGGAACAUCUCAAAUCAACCCCCCCUCCCGUGACUGCCUGGAUCAUUUUUUUUGGGGGGGGUGCACCGUAACCAACAAGGAGUGAAAGGAGGUGUGUACACACGAGCCUGCCGGAGGGAGGUGGGAAGGAGGGAGAAGGAGAGAGAAAGAGGGGGACGAGUGGCAGGGUUGGUACAGCUGCCGAUGCCAGAGUCUGACAGUGAGACAGACUGAGAGAGGGGGGACCUGAGGAGUGGAGCCGCUGGCACGUGUGGAGCGGAACUUGUGGAGCCAAGAGGAGGAGAGGAAAAUAGAUUCAACAUUCGCGCACAGCUGGACAGAUGAGGAGGCAUCAAGGACCACGCUUCAGUCCUGGGUGUAUGGUGUACUGACCCUGCCUGCGACAGGCGAGGAGUCAGAGGACCAGGGCCAUGAUUGGCUCUCCUGGCCCUGGUGGGCGUGCCUUAGUGCCAUGGCCGAGGGUGUGGCGAUGGGUCCUAGCUGCUUCUCUGGUUGCCAUGAUAACCUUGACGCUGCCAGGAAGUAGCCAGGCCUGUCCGCCACGGUGCGAGUGCUCGGCUCAGCUGAGGUCGGUGUCGUGUCAGCGGCGGCGGCUCACCAACAUCCCAGAGGGCAUUCCCACAGAGACACAGCUCCUGGACCUCAGCAAGAACCGGCUCCGCUGGGUGCAGGCCGGUGACCUGGCACCAUACCCACGACUGGAGGAAGUGGACCUGAGUGAGAACCUCAUUGCCACAUUAGAGCCCAAUGCCUUCGCCACCCUCCAGAGUCUUAAAGUGCUGAAGUUAAGGGGAAACCAGCUGAAGUUAGUGCCCAUGGGGGCCUUCGCCAAGCUGGGCAAUCUGACCAGCCUGGACCUGAGUGAGAAUAAAAUGGUGAUUUUAUUGGACUACACCUUCCAGGAUCUGAGGAGUCUGAAACAUCUGGAGGUGGGAGACAACGACCUGGUUUACAUAUCCCACAAGGCAUUCUCAGGGCUGCUGGGACUCGAGGAUCUCACAAUAGAGCGCUGCAACCUGACAUCCAUCUCUGGCCAGACACUGUCCUAUCUCCGCAGCCUGGUCACCCUUCGCCUCUGUCACCUCAGCAUCACUGCCCUGGAGGACCAGAACUUCCGCAAGCUCUCCAACCUGCGGGGUCUGGACAUCGAUCAUUGGCCGUACCUGGAGUACAUCUCCCCUCUGAGUUUCCAGGGCCUGGACCUCCACUGGCUCUCCAUCACCAACACCAACAUCACCUCUGUCCCCUCCGCCUCCUUCAAGAACCUGGUGCACCUCACCCACCUCAACCUCUCCUACAACCCCAUCACCACACUAGAGCCCUGGGCCUUCAAGGACCUGCUCAGACUGAAGGAGCUCAUCAUGGUAAGCACAGGGUUGAUGACAGUGGAGCCCCAUGCCUUCGGAGGCCUCCGGCAGAUCCGGGUGCUCAACUUCUCCUCCAACGACCUGCAGACUCUGGAAGAGGGCUCCUUCCACUCUGUCAACAGUCUGGAGACCCUCAGAGUGGAUGGGAACCCCCUGAUGUGUGACUGCCGUCUGUUGUGGAUCCUGCAAAGACGCAAGACCCUCAACUUUGACGGCAGAGUGCCGGUGUGUGCGGGGCCGGUGGAGGUGCAAGGGGUCAGCCUCAGCACCUUCACCGAUUCUGCACUCUUCGAUCACUUUACAUGCCAGAAACCUAAGAUACGCAACCGCAAGCUGCAGCAGGUGAUCGCUCGUGAAGGCCAGCCAGUGAGUUUUCUGUGUCGAGCUGAGGGAGAACCUGCACCUGCUAUUGUCUGGAUUUCCCCACAGCGUAGACGGAUCACAGCGAAGAGCUCAGGGCGCAUUACUGUUCUCCCUAGUGGCACCCUGGAGAUCCGCUACGCCCAGCUCACCGACAGCGGAACAUACAUCUGCAUUGCCAGUAACGCUGGAGGUAAUGACACCUACUUCGCCACACUCACAGUGCGUGGCCAGCCGCUUGACGCCGCCUCAGCCUUCUUUCUCAACCGCUCGCUGUACAGCGGCGAGUUCUUCAACGACACAAAUCUGAACAGCACACGUGUUUUCCUCAAGUUCACCUUGGACCUGACCACCAUCUUGGUCUCCACUGCAAUGGGUUGCAUCACCUUCCUGGGGGUGGUCCUCUUCUGUUUCCUGCUGUUGUUCGUGUGGAGCCGGGGACGCGGCCAACGCAAGAACAACUUCACAGUGGAGUACUCUUUCCGGAAAUCCGAACCCGCAACUGGAGGCUCCUCGGGAGGGACCAGGAAGUUCAAUAUGAAGAUGAUAUGAAACAACGCAGCCAGGGGUCCCUCGGGGGAGGCAUGAGCACGUCCCAAAAACGUGUUUGACACACGCAAACGCACACAGCCACUGACUCGCAAAGAAGUUUGAAAGCACAAUGUAAGUUCCUGUCCAUGGCUCCUUUCAAAAUUGAGCGCCCACAUCAAAACCGGAGCCAUGACUCGAUUUGGUUUGAUUUGUGAACGAGAACAAAAUGACCCUGACCUCUCUGCCUCUCAGUGGUUUUAUUCAGCAUGUGGUGAAAAAUAUGUUUGAAUGAUACUGUAAGGAACUGCAGUAAUGAUAGAUUGGAAAGAGCUACUUGUCAUCCAUGCUUGAUAAGAAUAAUAGAGUUAAGAAUCAUAGGCGAUAAGUUGUGAAUUGGCAUGAUUACCGAGCUGUGGAAUACUGGUAGUCCUGUCUCUUGGUUACAUUAAUGAGGAAAUGAAAAAGAUUUCCUUUUGAUUAAAAUUUCCCUUUACUGUAUUCUGUGCAGUCAGGGAUUUUAAGAGGAAUGUAAUUCAAGGAGACCUGGCUGCCAUCCAUUUAUAGAAUUUGUAGCUAUGCUCCAAGAAAAUCUGCCUUGUUAAGAGUCAUGCAUGUAGAGUUGCAGUUGAGAGUUAAGUUGUAAAUUUAUACAGCUAAAUAAAACAAAUGGUUUUGAAAGAAAAUUUGAAUAUGUUUUCUAUAGAGUAUUCAGUAUAACAGCCAGCUUUAUCUAUUCUGACCACGACUGAACAGUGAGGGGGAUUAUAUUGGGUCAAACACUUCAUUAACAUUAUCAUAUGUCAUUUGUUUUAAUGAGCAAAAGCUUAAUGGAUGUAGAAGAUGAUCUGAUUAUAAUAUUUGGUGAGAAGGAAUGAAUUUGGACCAUUCACAUAAAUGACAAAUAGACAAACAAAACAUGAUUUGGCCUUUACUACGUUAGAAUUUGCGACAACGUUAGCUGUGUGAGUUUGGGACGAGCGCACUACCCGGGAGUUACCGUGGCUGCCCGUGGGCCGGAGAGUUUGGUUAGGAAGUCAAGCCCACCGGACACGGGCAGCUACGGUAACCAUAGCAACCAAUGCAAGCAAGAGCAAGAAGGGGCCGGGCUGGUGGCCACGGGAGGGUUGCUCAGUAGCAGAGGAGGGAAGAAAGAAGUCAAUGUGACCUCUGCUUUCUCUCCUCUAGAUCAUAUGCUCUUUCAUCAACAGGAGAGGGACGACCCACCGGCCUCCGCCCUGCCCUGUCCCUGCCCUCUGCUGCGUUGGUGGACGCCUGACCUUCCCAGUGCUGCCAGGGGGGAGCAGCCUGGAGGGUUGGGUCAUACUCAGAGGCAGACAGAGGACACACAGUAGCACUAUGGAGGUGUUCACAUACAUAUCAACACAUUCAUCCUAGUAUUGUAUAGCACCUUUUCUCAGGAAAAGUGCAAUAACUGGCCGACAGAGUGAGUGUGCACCACAAAUAGUUACUCUGUUAAAAUAGUACAUUCCAACAAUACUGUAUGUAGAAACAUAAAGCCAAAAUUCAUUCUCUGAGAGAGAAGUGAUGUAUAUAUGUGAGUGAAGAAACAAAGCCAUAGUAUCUGUAGGUUGUUUUUUUAUACAGUAGUGUGUGCAUGAUUCAGUUAUAUAAUAAUAAUUAUUGCCAUCACUGCCAUCUUACAAGCUGUCAGGAUGAUUACAGGACCAUCUGCUGUCACUGUGCUUGCAUAAAGUUGCACCCCAUAACGCACACGCAUUCACACAAAACACACAACAUCAAGGUUAUUUGAAAUGGUAGGAGCAACACACAUAGUUAGAUGCGAAUAAACAUGCAAAUUGACAGUGCACCACAGCCAUCACAAAGUGCGAUGCUGAGUGCUCUCUCUCUCUCUCUGUCUCUGACACGGUCAGUGCGCGAAUGUCUCUGCCCCCCUAGCCCAGUGCAUCCCCCCUCCUCAACCCCACCACCCCCACCCCCACCCCCCUUACACCCCCACUGGGUCCUCCUUUGGGAGGGGUCCCUGGCUGGAGAUCGAGGAUUCAAAUGUAAAUGAAGUCGUGUUAACCCUACCCACACCAUGUGUAUCGUAUAGUGGAGAGUAGUACUGUGGUUUUAAAAACAACAAAAAAAUGACAAAAACUUUCUUUGAAGUGUUCUGUUGUUUUGUUUGUCCUCCAUUUUAAUUUACUCAGCUGUUGUUCUCCAUGACCUUUUAGCUGUUUCCCAUUUUAAAGCUCCUCGUCCUCCAUGUGGGACUGUUCUGUUCUCAAGACCCAAUAAAUCUCACUUACACUAGACUGCCUGUUCACAUCUCAGUUGGCAUAUCAACUGAAACCAGACAGAGCAAUAUCUUGCUCAACAAAAGAGACUUAAUCUAAAGCUUUGGUUUCUAAUAUAGUUUCACAAGUUAAAUCAGAGGUAUUUCAAGAGAUAGCAAAAUUAAAAUUCUGGCCCAACAUAUGCCUGGGUCCUUGGCCCGAGUCUGGCCCAUACACUUCCACAUCUGGGCUGAUUCUAGCUGUUAUCCUCCAGUGUUGGCUGACAGCCUGGAAGAUUUUGUGUGUGUGUUCCAGAAUUGGUCCAGAUGUGGAAGUAGCAUCUGGCAGCCGCACUGUAAGUGGGCUGAACUUGUGCCGAGAAACCGGGCGUAUAUUGAGACAUGAAAAAAAAUGUUAAUAUGUGGCCCUUCUUUUUUUUCAAAUACUGGAUAUUUUUGCCUCUUCUGGAGAGAGUGCACAGGUGUUUGUCAGUUGAAUAUUUGCCGAGUUAAAAUGCAGCCUGUUUAAAGUAAGUAGAGAUUUGCACAUCAUUAAAUUAAAACUGGUUGCACCAUACAAACUAAUUCUUAUGUAGAGAUUAAUUUGCUAGUCGCUAAUUGUUUACACCCACUAACUGCCAGGUGUAACAGCUAUUAUUAUGACCUGUUCACAGUAAUGUUAAAGGUAAUAGAAUACGGUCGAUAUACGAGACCUGACACUUUAUCAAUUAUCUCCAAAAAGGUAAACUGGUAAGGUUUUAAAUGACCUUUCACCAAAAUACAUGAUAUCCCUCAAAUUACAAAACAUUAUGCUAACAACAUUAGGUUAGCAUAAUCAGAUAUGUCCCACUCGUUGUAAACUGCAUGAAACACAUAUUUCACACAUAUUCACAUAUAAAUAGAACAAAGUUAGUUUUAUUUGGCUGCUAAAACUCUUAUGUUUGGGAGUUAUACAACUCGGAAAACUAGACAACACUACAGAUGUUUACACAUUGUUUUAAUGGUGCAGCCUGAUCUACUACAGUUUCUAGUUGAAAACUAACUAUUACUAGUAGUAGUAAUUAGAAUGGAUUUUACACACAAACUAACAAAUCAAUUUACAAAUAGCUGGUGUAACCCAGUCCUAUCACUAGCUGAACCAACUGACACGGCUAAUGUUACAUUGGUUUGACUGGUUAUGUGAAAGAUUGUUAUCAUGUGCAACAUAGGAUUUGCAAAUACACAGAGGGUUAUAGGCUACUAUAAAAAAAAAAAAAAAGUUGGGAGCCACUGAUCUCAAGCACACCUAUAACAGUUUCUAAAGAUAGGCUUGCCUCAGGUUUUAGAGGGCCUCAUACUCUCGAAAACUUUUGCAAACUAAAUCCUGCAAACUCCAUUUUUGUCCCUUGUGAGGGAUGAUGAAACCCCGGCUUCUGUGUCAGGAUUAAUAACUGAACAGCUGUUAAAGAUUCAUGAGGCUGAAUGAGAAUAGAUUAACAAUGUGUCAGCGAGCAUUUUGGCUCACACGGUGUUGAGAACAGGACGUUGCCUUCAUGGACAUUUCUUCUCCCUGAGCCGACCCUUUUGUGUUUCCAUUCCCCGGUAUUUCUCAGUGGACACUAGGUUUAGAAGACAGUGACAAUGUCUGUCGUGGUUGUUGAUGGUGUUAUUGUGUAAGCAUCAAUCACAAAUGUAAGCAUAGAUGAGGGUGUGUUUUGUUUUUAUUAUCUUCUUCUCCUCCCUCUCUUUACCGUCCUCCUCCCCUCUUCCUGGUCCCUGUCUUCUUAACAUUUCCAACCCUCGUCGUCCCUGUUCACAGUAUUAGGCUGGAAUAUGGUUGUGUGGUAGUAGACACGUGUUCUGUGAGUCAGUGUUGUCGUGUUAUGAUUUGUUGCUCCUUGUGAUGCCAUCGAAUACGGAGCAGUGAUUGGAUCAGUGAAGACAAACGAUGAAAGGGGUGACCCAGGUUCCCAAAAAAAACAAACAAAAAAAACCAAAAAACAAACAAACAAACAUUGGUUCCCAUUUCACGCCCUACCCAUUCCUGAAAACCCACUUCUGGAACUUUCCCGCUCUGCACAGUGCCACUCUGGGAUCUUUCUCUGGAUAUGAAAACCCAUGGACUGUACUGUAUGUAUUUUCUCUGCUGAUAUCUUGUCACACUUAAACCUUCUAAUGUAGAAAGGGGGGGUGGGGUUGUUGUUAGCCGUGUUAAGCUGUGAGCCGACACUCACUAUCUGCCGACUGUGGUUCACCGAGACAAGGAAGCAGUCCAUUCAUUGAAACAAGCACUUGUAUCUAUUCAAGCUCCACAAGUACUUGAAAGUUGGAGGAACUCAUUUUCCUUCAAGCUGAAUGCUCUCUGAAAAAAAUCUAUCCUCCUCUCUUAAAUUUCCUCCCAGAGCUCCAUUAUCAAAGGUUUUUUAGAUUAUGAUAAAUAUUUUAAUUGAUAUAACAAAGACUUUGCUAAACAAUUCUUCAGCAGUUCUCCUGGUGCCAGUACGCGCAGCUUUGCAGCCAAGCCGUCGCCUCAGUCUGGCUGACAGACUCCCAGUGUUUGUGGACACCAGUGGAGCUGAGCCUGAUUCAUCUCCUCUGCCAUGAUUCUUGAGAAAGUAGGCUGAGUGAUCCCCCGCUCCCUCCUCCGGUUCGUCCUUGCCUCGGGUUGGUGUACCGUAGUCUAGACGCCCCAUUUACAGCAGCAGCAGCAGCAGUAACCUCACUGUUAGGGAUACCUUCCGCUCGGGACCUCUUCAAAGACGGAGACUAAAAUAAGACAAACCCUCAGACACAGAUAAUCAUGGCACCAUUACCAGCCAAGCUUUAAUUAUUCAUUUUUUGGUUUGUAAUAUUGUUUUCAUUCUAUUCUUCAGUUAAAGGGGGCUUUGCUCUUAAUACAUUUUUGACUAUUUUGUCCUCACCUGCACUUCUGCAGCCUUGGUCCAGUCAUUUCUGACUCUAUAUUAGCUCCAAAGGAAUCCAUCUCUUACUCCAGAUUCUACAGCUGCUGUUUUGAUUGGAUUAGACUUGAGUUGAAUUAUGGGAGCUGAGAGGAGCAGUAAUGGGAUGACGGAGAAGUGAGCUCGGCUGAUUGGGUGAUUACUUGGCUUAUUAGUCUGAUUUCCAUAGUAGACCUCUCAGAGCAGGGUGUCAUACAAAUGUUGGAGGCUGAAUCCAUGGUGUUGUUUUAGCUUUUAACACAUCUGUUACACAGAAAUAUUACCUGUGGCAGGUUCCUCUAACUGGGCAAAGAGUCACAUUCAUGUAUAAUAAGAUUGGUGAAGGCUGAGCACUGCUGAAGGAUUGUUUAAAAGCACCUUGGACAGACAACUGCUCCAUCUUAACCUUGACCAGACAAGUACAAGUGCCCCCCUUUCUACGUGGCAAUACUGACCCCCAGUGGUCAACGUGAGUAACAGCAACAAAUGGGACCAUACGGUUGCCGUUGAUGUACCAGUAUUGUAUGUGGUAGGAAAACAAACCAACAACUCUGGGUCUCUUAAAGUGAAACACUAAAGAGAGCAAAUUGACUGUUAGCUUCACGAGUCAGUGCUUCACUGAUUUUCUUAUAGCCAUAGCGUGACCUCCUCUCCACUCCGGGUGUCUGGGGCAAUGCUUUGCUCUCAGGCACCUGUGUGGGGAAAAGGUGUUAUCAGGACAAGCCUCCAUCUGAUCAAAAGCAACAGUGCUGACCUGGUUUGCUGGGACUCAGUCUGUAGAUUAGACAAAUACUUUCUGAUGCCCCCACCAGUCUCACCACCAACAUAACAAACAAUAACCAACUAGUAGAAUAUCACAGCAUCAUUCUUUCUCUGUAUAUGACUGAGAGCUGGUCGGAAAACGAUCGGCUCCUCUCUAGAGAACAAACUUUCUUUCUUGUGGUCUUAGCAGGUUUAAUCUAUGCAUGCCUUUUGUAUACAGUGAUUGGUCUUGCCAAACUCUCACCUACACUUGUAUGGAGAGCUGUGGGUGCCAUAGUUGCGGGCCAUGGGACUGGUUGAAACAAACUGCUGUAAGAGCAAGUGAGACCAUUCAAGUGUUUUGGAUCUGGUACAAAUCAAAGCCAGGGUCAAGUAAUAAUCUGCGCCUGCAUUCACGGAUAUUCAAAGAAGUGUGCAUCUUACAAAAGAAGCAUUUGUUUACUUGGGAUGAUUGUACCUGUUCACAUAUCUAUCCACACACAGAGGAUCUGCUCGGAUAUGUAAGCUGUAGAUAAAGCGAUUGAUAUUCCAAGCAGGAUGGUGGGACUGAUCAAUGCAGUAUGGGGAUAGGAUUAUUAAUGGCAUACUUACAUUGAUCUAUCUUGAACCUUGUCACUCUCCCAGAAUCCCUCUGGAGUAGGAGGAGGCGUACAGAGCUCUCACAGACCUGGUUGGCACUCAUUCCUAGGUUUCCACAUUACCUUUUAAGAACAAUUUAACUUUUCCUCUUUUAAGAACGAGAUGGUGCCAGAUUUCGACUUUAUUCUCCAGGUCUGAGCCGAUGUGACGCUCUCUCGCUUCUCUCCCACUCCUUAGAGAGAGGAGGCUGUCAUUGACAUAGCUCUGUAUUUGUUGGAGCCCUCUAAUGGAAAGUGUAUUUCUCAAAUUUGGCUGGGAUGAACUUAUCCUCUCCUCUUUCUUUCUGUCUCUGUUGUCUUCUCUCUUUCUCUCUCUCUCUCUCUCUCUAUCUAUCAACCUGGCACCGACCUCGUUAAACAUUUCAGAACAUUUUUCAUCGAUCACUCAACUAGUUUUUGCACUAAUGCAUAUUUGUUCCUCUUUUAUACAGUCGUUACUGACUUCUGAAACCUAGGAAUGGGUGCUGAGUGCCCCAAUUAAAUACAGAGCUAAUGUAAAGACAAUUUGUUCAGCUUGUCAAAUUGAACGGUGUCAAGUGAUGGCUCGGCUCACAAUAGCGACUGUUAUACAGUAAGUACCAAAUUUGGACUCUCCUUUUCUCUGGCUUCCCGAACAUCAGACUGUACCUGAAUUAUCACAUUUAUAUUUUUGAUGUGUGGAUCCUUGGAUACGAAGAACAGAAACUGUACAUAUUAGGUCUAUUAGCCAUAUCACGUCAUCCAAUCUGUAGACCUCCUUGCCAUGUCUGACAGAGGAAAAUGACUGUUGAACUGUAAAUAGUGUAGGUAUAGAAAUAUAGGAUUUAACUGCUGCUUCUUUUCUCCAGGGAUCACCCAUGUUUUGCUCAGUCCCAUGGCUGCUUGGUCUCAAAGGGAAGGAUAAAACAAUAAUGUACUUGUCUAUAAAACACAUAUGAGUUCUUUUUUUAUUUCAAUGUAUGUUUUAUAUACUGUCUGUCUUGUAAAUUAACUCCUUUUUCGUCAUAAAAGCAUGAUGUGACUCUG